AUGGCCGCCUUAGGAAACAUGUCUAACGCGCCUGAGAGAUUCGAGUUAUUCAUUCUCGGAGAUGGCGAGAAGAAGUGUACUGAGGAAGCCGAUACGCGCACCCCCAACUCUUCGAUUUUUACCUUCAACAAAGAAGACCACACUCUCGCCAACAUGUUGCGUGCUCAUUUGUUGAAAGAUCCGCAUGUUAUAUUUUCUGGUUAUAAGAUUCCUCAUCCUCUCUUUUCCAAAUUCGAACUCCGAAUCCAAACUGAUGGUGAGAUAACUCCCAAGGAGGCUCUUGUCGCUUGUUGCCGUAACUUGGUAUCCGAACUCGAGGUUUUCAGCCGCGAAUUCACAAAGGAGUUUGAGUUACGAAAGAUGGUCAGCGGUGACGUCGCGGCUGCCGACAAAUAAUUCAUUAUAUAAAAGGAUAAGUAUUUGCAGUUAUCUAGGGAUUGGGGCGUUUUCGGCAGAGGGAGGGGGGUAACACGGCGCAAAAUGGUAUGGGGUCUUGAGGUUCCAUCAUGAUCUGGGUUGGUUACAUGGAGCUACACUAAUUCCUCAGGGAGGAAUGCCCGCCAAUUUGCAUUGAACUUCAAGUAUUUGAGCAAUCGCAAAAGAUAUGUUUUCCUACACUGGAUCGUUUUUAUGAGUUAGUUGUCUAUGAGGUGAAAUAAGUGCGCGCUUCGUGCUUGAAGAGGAGCCGGCGCGGCGUCUUUAAACAUAACCAUAUCAAGUUGAAACGGGGAAAAGAGAGGUGUUGGAUUUGUGGCUCUGCAGGCACACAUAUAUGUGCAUAUAUGUGCGGCUUUCCAAUGCAUUUACUGCUGGUCAUGACUGAUAAGUCUAACCACAAAGGUCUAUCUUUUCUGUGUAGUCCUUACCUGUUCUUCAUGAAUCCGAGUCAAAGAUUGAAGGCCAGCACUACUCUAUUCAUAAAGUACACUCGCAGACACCAGCGGACAAUGGUCCAUCCGAUCUGAUUCAUUGGACUAAUUCUUGAGCAUUUCGCCUGGAGCUCAAUCUUUUGGGCAACAAAUAGUCUAUGGUAUGGGAACCAAAAAGCCAGGGCAGGUACAUUCAAGUAUAAGAAUGAAUUUUUUACCACGAGUACCCCAAAGUAUUUGUAUGCAUGCACAAACAUACCUAGAAGUCAAA
Botrytis porri is the source of this 1140-nucleotide messenger RNA. RefSeq lists its product as uncharacterized. Gene Ontology annotation, cellular component: RNA polymerase II, core complex. Gene Ontology annotation, molecular function: DNA binding; protein dimerization activity. The transcript has 4 exons. The coding region runs from base 1 to 396 and encodes 131 amino acids. Gene Ontology annotation, biological process: transcription by RNA polymerase II. The record is from RefSeq and is a predicted model, not a curated record. Lineage: Eukaryota; Fungi; Ascomycota; Leotiomycetes; Helotiales; Sclerotiniaceae.